AUUAGACGGAGCUGUAUUGCAGUCAGAUCCAUAAAAUGAGAUGCUUAUAAGUACAGAUAAAUUAUCUACCGGCCGAGACGGGGAUAGAUAGGCGGGUCAUGUGACCACCCCCAGGUGCGGGGUGAAGGUGCGCGCGGCGCUGGGGGUAUGAACAGCUGCGUCUAUCCGAACCGCUGCAUUACGGCACUGAUAUAAGCUUUUAAUUAAAGGUUUACGCUUGGAUAUACCCCCCUGAAAGAAGACAGACAGCCAUGUCUAUCAGCCGGAAGAACUGGUCGGCUCUGUCCAGUCUGACCCGCCAGUGGACGGUGGAGGAUGAGGAGGAGGUGGAGCGUGAGCGGCGGAGGAAGAACCGGAGCCAUAGCAAUGCGACGGACCCCGACGAUGACCCCGCGGAGGCCUCGACGCCGACAGCGCUGGGCAGCACCCAGGACGGCCAGGAUACAGUGGAUCAGGCUCAGGUGGACUUCAUGGAGAUGCUGCAGGUUCGAGACGAGCGGCGGAGGAAGCGGCAGGCGGAGGUGCUGAGGCACCAGCACCUGCAGGAGGCCGGACAGGACGAGGUCACCCAGGCCAGUUCGCAGGAGGCCCGAGUGGGCGGGGAGAUGUCAGAAAGGGGGCGGAGCCUGGAAACAGCCCCAGUGUACAUGUCUGCCAACAGCACCGUGAAAAAUCAGGGAGGGAAUGCAAUACUGGGUGCGGAGCCGGGAACCCCGAAAGAAUCCUCACGCAAGUUUGUGAGCUCACUGUCCAUAUCCUUUGACAAGGGCCCCACGUCGCCCUCUGGUGGAAGCAGCCUGAGUUCUCCCAUGAGCCCAACCGGCUUCUUCAGGGCAGGGUCCCCAGACCAACCUUCUGCCACCGUCAGGAAUAAUGGAGACGCACAGGAGUGUGAGGAUGACUCUCCAUCAAAGAAUGUCACCAGCCCAAAGGAAAGGGAGCAGAAUCCAUUCAGGAGGCAGAACUACCGUGCCUGGUCCUUCAGGGUGAUGAGAAAAAAAGACGAGAAAGAGAAAAGUCUUCCUUUUCAGAGAAGUGCAAGUUUCAGAAUUUCUUCGAAUAACAUUGAAGCUGCCAAGGCCUCAAAUGAUGAAGAGGAUAAGCAAUCCCCGUUUCUAAGGAACUCAAGGCAGAGGAUCUCCUCCCGCAGCAUUCAGGAAACCAUGGAGAAGCUAGCGCUGGCUGCACAGAAAUCAGAGAAGAUCAGAUCCCCCACGGCCACGCAGCGGAGCCUGUACUCAUCAGACGAGGUCUCAAGGAAGCGUGAGAUCUUUGAGAAGGAGCAACAGGAGAGUGCAGAGCCAGACAGGGGCACCCAGCACCGGUUUAACGUGACAGUGGCCAGCAAGCGGCAGCUCUGGCAGAAGAGGGAGGAGGAGGCCUCUGCGCAGAACGGCAAGGCUCAGGAUACAAGACGCCCGCAGUUCUGAGGAGACAAUAAUGAACCCAGACGUCACGCUUGGGACGACGAGAGAUCUGACGUUUAUUCUGGGUUAUUUUCUUAUGUAUCAUGGAUAAUAUUAAUAAUUAACCUGUGAAAUCUUGCAGCAAUUGACGAAAUUUUUGAAUUAGCUAGUUGGAUGAUAUAUUUUACAGGGAUAUUUAGGCCAGUCGUCAUUCCUCCAAUAUAAAUACAUGCUAACAGAUUCAAAGAUUCUUCACAAUGGGCAAGAACUAAUAAAAUAUUUUUUCUGCAUA
Messenger RNA from Brienomyrus brachyistius, 1698 nucleotides. It is a transcript of the gene lad1, whose product is annotated as ladinin. Gene Ontology annotation, molecular function: structural molecule activity. Lineage: Eukaryota; Metazoa; Chordata; Actinopteri; Osteoglossiformes; Mormyridae. The record is from RefSeq and is a predicted model, not a curated record. The coding region runs from base 252 to 1430 and encodes 392 amino acids. The transcript has 13 exons.